AAAAGAUAAAAUGCUAUUUUGAUCAUUUUAGUUUUUGAGUGCUAUUUUUGUGAUAUAAACUUAGAAAUGCGCUAUUUUGGAGAUUUGCCCUAAAUAAAAACAUUUCGCAUUAGUCUUCAAUCAUUUAUCUGAGUUUUCCCUCUGCUACAAAGAAGAACCCUUUAAAAUAUAAUAUCAAAAUUCUAUCGGGUGGGAAAAUACGAAGGAUGGCGGUUUCGAAGAAAUGGGCAUCGACAAUCUCCGUCGUCGCUUCAUCUCUGUUUGCAUUCAUCAUCGUCUUCCAGAUUCCUCUCUUCCGAGUAGCGUGCAGGAACAAGACCUGCGAAUCACCACUGGAGGUUAUAUCCUCUCAGUUGGUUGGAAGCGAAUUCGUUCCUCCACCACUUGUCAAGACUCUCCUUUAUCCUGGUGCCACUGCCAUGUCCCUUCUCUGUGGCUCUCCACUCCCAAGCUACCACAACUUGUUCCACUUUUACCAUUUCGACCAGCUCAGUAGACCCUCCUCCUCUCUUUCAACCGAUGAUAUCCGCCAUCUAGAGGUGUUUGCUGGGUGUUGUUUAUGUCUGCUUGGAGCUUUACUCAGCAUCUUCAAACCCAUAAGACUAACCUUCAUUGGCACGCUCUUGAUCUAUUGGGGUCUUCUCAGAGACAUUCUCCUAUUCAACUCCUCUGUUCGUGUCUACCCAACGCUCUUUCUCGCUUCACUCUCUGCUUUCCUCUCCAUACGAAGCGACGUCAGGAAGAUCAUCCAAUGUUGUUGUUGCACUUCUAAGCCCCUUUCCAAAUCUCUCUGACCCUACAUGAGUAAAAACUAGACUAGUCUUCUAACUUAGAGAUCCCAAAGAGGUAGAAGAAGUCACUAUUAUUACUUUCUUAAACAUCAUAUCAUCAGCGAAACAGUUAAACAAAACUGCUUAGAAUCUUUGUUACAAUCAUCAUAUGCAUAUUUAUAUAUAUUUGAUACAAAAUAUCUCUUGGGAUAAAGUUAAUCUUAUCGGACAGAACAAACCAACAAUGCUACACUUGGGGUAAACUAGCAAGAGAUGCCUGAUUAUGAUACAAUUCAAAAGAUAACAUAUGUCCAAAUAGCA
Brassica napus (rape) is the source of this 1091-nucleotide messenger RNA. RefSeq lists its product as uncharacterized. NCBI's taxonomy places the organism in Eukaryota, Viridiplantae, Streptophyta, Magnoliopsida, Brassicales, Brassicaceae. The coding region runs from base 207 to 794 and encodes 195 amino acids. The transcript has 3 exons. The record is from RefSeq and is a predicted model, not a curated record.